AUGAAUGAGGAGCAAAAGCAGGAAUUAAACCCCAUGACCAUAAAGAUCAAGUGCGCAUCCUACCUUCCAUCAGAGCCCGUGUCCUUUUCGGAACUAGAGAGGCUGUGUGCCCCAGUGUACUGCAGGUACCAGUUCCACAAUACUCCAGUUCAUGAAACUGAGGGGCAGCCUCAUGGAAGCCACGUUUACUUCCAAGACAUCAAUGUAAUCUUCCUUGGGACAUUGUGUCCCAUUGAUCUGAAAACAUAUCUGGAAGGACCUCCCAUGGUGGUGGAAGUUCAUGACCGUGACUUGAAGUCAGAGGAGUAUACCUGGAAGCCCACCUUAUUUGGGGAGGACCCCUUGGAUACAUACAUUGGCCUCCCUACCCUCAUCUCUCACACGCAGACAGAGAAGAACCCCUUUGAAUCUCACAAGAAGAUAAGGUUUCCUUAUGGGGUUGCCCAAGUUAGCUUUGCUGACCUUCUCCUUGGCCAAACAUCCCUGAACUUGUACGUGCCCAUCCAUGGCUGUAAAUCCAAGCUUACAGGUCAAAGCCAGACCAGCAAGAGCAGAAAUCUGGGGUCCCAGUUUCCAACAGACAGCCUUCAACAUAAGCCAAUGCCAAUGGGCAACUAUUUGUGGGCAGACUCCCACCUCAAGCUUCGAGUGGAGCUUGCUGUACCACUUCAACUUGGUGCUGAAGUGCCUGAGCCACACCUGAUAGGCACCCAGUUUGGCCUCAUUAUCUUUGUGUUCAACUGCAGGAAGAAGACUUUUCUCCUCCAAAGCCUGCUACAGGACAUCGCCAUGAUCAAUGCCAAGGCCCUUGAUCUGUAUUCUUACCCUCUCAGGGAUAUCCAACAGAUCCUAUCAGUCUUUAAGGUACACGAAAAGGUCCAGGACCAACAGGACAUGGAUAUACUCACUGGCUUUCACCUGCUGGAUGGGAGGAUCCACCUCCUCAUUUUGGAAGGCUUGGUUGACCAAGGCUUGAAGCAGCUGUGGGAACUCCAUCAAAACCGAGCUCUCGAAUCAGAAGACGGGAAGUAUAAGGUACUCUAUGACUCUGAAAUCUGGUUCCAUCACCGCCUCUACGCAGACCUGGAGUCCAUCCUGUACAAUGUGCACCUCUUCAAGCCCCUAUCUCUCCUCAUGAAGAACCCCCAGCUCUAUAUCCGGAACCGAGUGCCACCGGAGACCUUAAAGGCUCUGUUCAGCCUCCACUACAUCUGCCAGGACAGCACUGAGCUCAGUGAAGUGGUCGCGAGACACCUGUUACCUUCCUCUGCCGUGAUGAAAUGCCUGAACCAGGAAUUCGGGAUACCCGUCUCCCAGGAAGACCUUUCAGAUGAAAAUUUACCUACCCUGCCUUCUCAGCCUGCUCCCAAACUUAAACAGUCCCCGAGGCAGAAGCCCUCCCUCCCUUCUGAGAUCCAGACCCACCAGGAGCCAAGGAAAAGGUUCACAUACUCACAGGAUUACCUCUCAGCCAUGGUGGAGCCCUAUGACUGGGAGGCUGAGCAGAAGAAAGCUGAGAAGAAAUCCCGCCAGGCCUGGCUCACUGCCAGUGGAUUCCACGUGCCAGGUCGUGGGGAUAGCCAGUACUUGAGUCUGCCCCCUGUCUGCUUCACCGAAGAGCUCAAAGAGGUCCACAGGCAGAAGCAGGUUACCAGGGAGCCUGCCCAUAAGGACCAGCUCCCGUCUAACACCCUCUCCCUGCUGCCUGACAACAAGCCGGAGCCCGGGCUGGACCACAGGGGCUGGGGCUGGGAGCAGCGCCACGUGGACUUUGAUCUGUUCCAGAAGCCACCACCUUCCCUUAGCCCGCCCCUUUCUGGAGUGCUGAAGGCCGAAAUGGAUGAGCUAAGAGAUGGUCUAAGGGACGGCUUGAAACAGAAGGAAGUACGAAAUCUUGAGCGUUUCCUCUCGCCACGCUUUGCCGCCUCCCUACAGAACAGGCCCGAGACCUUCUGA
This is a messenger RNA of Elephantulus edwardii (Cape elephant shrew), 1956 nucleotides long. RefSeq lists its product as uncharacterized. The record is from RefSeq and is a predicted model, not a curated record. NCBI's taxonomy places the organism in Eukaryota, Metazoa, Chordata, Mammalia, Macroscelidea, Macroscelididae. The transcript is spliced from 6 exons. The coding region runs from base 1 to 1956 and encodes 651 amino acids.